Messenger RNA from Ixodes scapularis (black-legged tick), 1584 nucleotides. RefSeq names its product hemicentin-1. NCBI's taxonomy places the organism in Eukaryota, Metazoa, Arthropoda, Arachnida, Ixodida, Ixodidae. The record is from RefSeq and is a predicted model, not a curated record. The transcript is spliced from 11 exons. The coding region runs from base 1 to 1584 and encodes 527 amino acids. Gene Ontology annotation, molecular function: protein binding.
AUGAUACCUUCAGAAGGAUGGCGUCCGGCCGCCAAGGUGACGUGGUGGCGCGAGGGGGGACGCCUGGAGGACGAGCCCUCGGAAGCCGGAGGCAGCGUCCUCCGGCUGGGGCCCCUGGACAGGCGUGACCUGCUGGCCACGCUCACCUGCAGGGCGUCCAACAACAACAUAUCGGAGCCACUGGCGACAUCCGUCGUCGUCGACAUGAUACUGGGCCCCUUGUCCGUGUCCAUCGUCGGAGGCCAGCCGACCCUGGAAGCCGGGCGUCCGUCGUCCCUGCGCUGCGUGUCCUCGGGGUCGAGGCCUCCGGCCACACUGUCCUGGUGGAAGGGCACCCAGAGGCUUCCGGCCACCGCAGACGGAUCCGCGAGCACGCUGGCCAUCACGCCGGUCACGGAGGACGACGGCCAACAGCUGUCCUGCAGAGCCGUAAACGAGCAGUUACCUCAGGCCUCGCUCGAGGACCUGGUCACACUCAGAGUUCUUUAUAAACCUCUGUUGACGCUGCGACUGGGCAACAGACUGCGAGAAGACAGCAUCCUGGAGAAUCACGACGUGUACCUAGAGUGCAACGUUGCUGCAAAUCCUCCGGUGGUCGACAUUACGUGGCUCUUCGACGGUCACGACUUACAAACUAAUACCACAGCCGGCGUCAUCGUGAGCAACAGGUCCCUGGUGCUACAGAAGGUGGGGCGCAGCGCCCGUGGCGAGUACCAGUGCGCAGCUUCCAACGCGCUGGGCCAGUCUCGAAGCGCUGCCCUCUUUCUGCGGGUCCAGUUCGCUCCGAUCUGCCACGAGCCUCAGAAGUGGGUCUACGGAUCCGCCAAGCACGAACCCAUCCAGGUUACUUGCGACGUGGAAGCGGACCCUCCAGAGGUCACCUUCCAUUGGCACUUGAACCACUCAGCGGAAAUUAAUAUUCUCCACGGCCCGCAGUUUUUAAUGUUUUACACGCAGUUGAUUUCUCUCAAACUGCAAUACCAUGUUUAUCAGUGGGAAGAAGGACUUGUUUUAGAACGGAAGAUCAAAUUUUCAUCGUUUAUAGCUUUUUACAAAAAAGGUGCGACGCGUUCGGUGGCAACGUUCGUGGCCCGCUCAGAGGCCGACUACGGAACCCUGAGGUGUGAAGCGCGUAACGCAGUGGGACCGCAGCGAUGGCCCUGCCAGUUCAGUGUGGUCCCUGCGGGUCCGCCCGAGGCCCCUGGCCUCUGCACGCUCGCUAACCAGACUGAAGACGCCUUCCAGGUUCACUGCAGCGCGGGUCACCACGGGGGUCUUCCCCAACACUUCGUGCUAGAAGUGCACGACAGCGGCGGCCGCUUCCGGGGCAACGUCACCGCACCCCAGCCAAACUUCGAGGUGACGGACCUUCCGGCCGGUAGCGACUUCGUGCUGGUCGUCUACUCUGCGAACGGAAAGGGAAGGAGCUCCCCUGUGCUGCUCACUGCAGCGACGUUGCCUGCCGCUGCCGAAAGCCUGCUUCACCAGGGACCAGGAUCGCAACAUAAAAUUAAAACAGCAAAAAAGAACAAAAAACGUGGCUACAGUUGCAUACGUAGACUACCGUAUUUGCGACCAAAAUAA